AUGGCAGCACAUGCAAUGGUGGUCUCGGGGGUGCGAAGGAGAAUAGGGAAUGGACAGACAACUUUAAUAUGGGGACAUCCGUGGUUGCGAGAUAAUCCUAGCCCAUUGAUCCAAACAGAAAUGCCAGGGCAGUUGAGAGAGGCACGUGUUGCAGGAUUGAUUGAUUUGCAUACACAUACAUGGGAUCCACAUAUUUUAUCUGACCUGUUUAUUCCUGAGGAUGUGGAACGAAUAAAUAUGAUCCCUAUUAGUCCUGAUUACGAGGACUCAUGGUAUUGGAUGGGUGACCCAAAGGGGACAUAUACUGUGAAAAAUGCCUAUAGGCGUACUGUGGGCGACUAUGAGAAUAACCCCGUGAUGGUGGAGGUGGACCCAAUAUGCCCAAUGUGUGGUUUAGAUCAUGAAGAUGUGUUACAUGUUUUAGUGCUCUGUGAAUAUUCUACACUUGUUUGGAAUGUAACACAAUUGCCUAUCACUAAUAUUAUUGCAGACUCUUUUACAUCAUGGCUAAAAAGGGUUUUGGCGGUCUUGACGGAGGAGCAAACCCGAUUGAUGGUAGCGGUGUUAUACUAUAUUUGGAGCACCCGAAACUCAGCUGUUUGGAAGGGAUCUAUGACGCGGCCUACCCAAGUUGGCAGGGCAGCAGCCGCAGCACUUCAGGCAUACGGUGCUGCCCAGGAUUACCGCACCCAACCGGAUGCGGCGUCGGUGACAUCAACCGAACCGGGAGGUGGCGCCCUGCGGUGUUACGUGGAUGCGGGCUUCCGUCACGGCACGGGCGAGGCUACGUACGGCAUAUUACUAGUAGCGCCAGAUGGCUCUUUUGUGGCAGCAAAAAAUGGCAAGUUACCGGUUUGCUUCUCACCACUUAUGGCGGAGGCGCAGGCGUACAAGGAAGCACUGUAUUGGCUACUUGAACGGAACAACACAUCAGUAAGUUUACUCACGGAUUGCAUGGAGUUGACUACAAUUAUCCGGCACCAUCACACGCCGAUUCGUUCAUACGUUGGGGUCACGGUUGACUAA
Messenger RNA from Ipomoea nil (Japanese morning glory), 1026 nucleotides. RefSeq lists its product as uncharacterized. The transcript has 2 exons. Bases 1 to 1026 code for a protein of 341 amino acids. NCBI's taxonomy places the organism in Eukaryota, Viridiplantae, Streptophyta, Magnoliopsida, Solanales, Convolvulaceae. The record is from RefSeq and is a predicted model, not a curated record. Gene Ontology annotation, molecular function: RNA-DNA hybrid ribonuclease activity; nucleic acid binding.